AUGGAGAAACUUGAGGAAAUUUAUGGAGUAGGUUGCCGGCAGCUGAAAGCUACUUCUAAUGGUAUGUCGGAAGUACAGAACUUCCGAAAGCAGAAAUUAGUUAAAACUCGUGGGGAGAAUGUACCGAAGCAUCCAAAGAGUUUGGCAACUACAAGAUUGAAGGUCCUUUAUCUGUCGGAUUGCGGAAUGUUGAAAGAAACUCUUAAGCUCGCUGCAUUUUUAUCCUUAGAAGAACUAGUUCUAAAGGGGUGUACAAUGCUUACAACACUUUCCGACUCAAUCGGAAUGCUGGAAUAUUUAGUUGAGUUGGAUGUCUCACGCACAAACAUUGUAGAGUUGCCAGAUAGCAUUGUCCAUCUAAAGAACUUGAAAGUGUUGAGGGUUAACGGUACUGGCAUACAAAAGUUACCUGAUUGCAUUGGGAUGAUGGAGACACUUGAGAAAAUUUAUGGACUAGCUUGCCGGCAGCUAGAAGUAAUUCCUAGUGAUAUUGUGGGACUUCCAUCCUUGCAAAUUUUGCAAUUAACGGAAACUCUUGUGGAGAAUAUAUCGAAACUUCCACAGAGUUUGGUGGCUACAAGAUUGAAGGUUCUUGAUCUAUCGCAAUGCAGAAUGUUGAAAGAAACUCCUGAGCUAUCUGCAUUUUUAUCCUUAGAAAAUUUAAUUCUAAAGGGGUGUGAAAUGCUUACAAAACUUUCCGAGUCGAUCGGAAUGCUGAAAUAUUUAGUUGAGUUGGAUGUCUCAGGCACAAACAUUGUAGAGUUGCCAAAUAGCAUUGUCCAUCUAAAGAAAUUGAAAGUGUUGAGGGUUAACGGUACUGGCAUACAAAAGUUACCUGAUUGCAUUGGGAUGAUGGAGAAACUUGAGGAAAUUUAUGGAGUAGGUUGCCGGCAGCUAGAAGUGAUUCCUAGUGAUAUUGUGGGACUACCAUCCUUGCAAAUUUUGCAAUUAACAGAAACUCGUGUGGAGAAUAUACCGAAGCUUCCACAGAGUUUGGUGGCUACAAGAUUGAAGGUUCUUGAUCUAUCGCAAUGCAGAAUGUUGAAAGAAACUCCUGAGCUAUCUGCAUUUUUAUCCUUAGAAAAUUUAAUUCUAAAGGGGUGUGAAAUGCUUACAAAACUUUCCGAGUCGAUUGGAAUGCUGAAAUAUUUAGUUGAGUUGGAUGUCUCAGGCACAAGCAUUGUAGAAUUGCCAAGUAGCAUUGUCAAUCUAAAGAGCUUGAAAGUGUUGAAUAUUAAUGGUAGUUGCAUGCAAAAGUUACCUGAUGUCAUUGAGAAGAUGGAGAAACUUGAGGAAAUUUAUGGAGUAGGUUGCCGGCAGCUGGAAGCUACUUCUAAUGGUAUUUCGGAAGUACAGAACUUCCGAAAGCAGAAAUUAGUUAAAACUCGUGGGGAGAAUGUACCGAAGCGUCCAGAUAGUUUGGCAACUACAAGAUUGAAGGUCCUUUAUCUGUCGGAUUGCGGAAUGUUGAAAGAAACUCUUAAGCUCGCUGCAUUUUUAUCCUUAGAAGAAUUAGUUCUAAAGGGGUGUACAAUGCUUACAAAACUUUCCGACUCAAUCGGAAUGCUGGAAUAUUUAGUUGAGUUGGAUGUCUCACGCACAAACAUUGUAGAGUUGCCAAAUAGCAUUGUCCAUCUAAAGAACUUGAAAGUGCUGAGGGUUAAUGGUACUGGCAUACAAAAGUUACCUGAUUGCAUUGGGAUGAUGGAGAAACUUGAGAAAAUUUAUGGAAUAGGUUGCCGGCAGUUAGAAGUGAUUCCUAGUGAUAUUGUGGGACUACCAUCCUUGCAAAUUUUGCAAUUAACGGAAACUCGUGUGGAGAAUAUACCGAAGCUUCCACAGAGUUUGGUGGCUACAAGAUUGAAGGUUCUUGAUCUAUCAUGCUGCAAAAUAUUGAAAGAAACUCCUGAGUUCUCUACAUUGUUAUCCUUAGAAAAAUUAAUUCUAAGUGGAUGUCAAAUGCUUACGAAACUUUCUGACUCGAUUAGAAUGCUGAAAUAUUUAGUUGAGUUGGAUGUCUCAUGCACAAACAUUGUCGAGUUGCCAAAUAGCAUUGUCAAUCUAAAGAGCUUGAAAGUGUUGAAGAUUGGUGGCAGUUGCAUGAAAAAGUUACCUAAUGUCAUUGGGAUGAUGGAGAAACUUGAGGAAAUUUAUGGAGAGGGUUGUCGGCAACUAGAAGUGAUUCCUAGUGAUAUUGUGGGACUAUCAUACUUGCAGAUUUUGAAAUUAACAGAAACUCGUAUGGAGAAUAUACCAAAGCUUCCAGAGAGUUUGUGUGUUGGACAGCUACCCUCUGAUUUGAGGAUAUUUACAAUUACCAAUUGCAGAUUUCUUGAAGUUGUGGACCUUUCCAACUUAUCUAACUUCAAGAAUCUUGAGGACGUUAAAGUAUGGGAUUGUUUGAGAUUGGUUGAAAUUCGAGGUAUCGACAGACUAGAAUCAUUGAAAAGUCUUUACAUCGAACACUGUAGUCCCUUGUUACGCUUACCUGAUCUAUCCACCUGGAAGGAGCUGACGGAGUGGGAUGUUGAUGCUCUUGUGACAGAUUUGGCGAGAGGAAAACAAGUAGCUCGAAGUGAUGAUCUCCCACUCUAG
This is a messenger RNA of Eucalyptus grandis, 2595 nucleotides long. Its product is annotated as leucine-rich repeat and death domain-containing protein 1. The transcript is spliced from 7 exons. Bases 1 to 2595 code for a protein of 864 amino acids. The record is from RefSeq and is a predicted model, not a curated record. NCBI's taxonomy places the organism in Eukaryota, Viridiplantae, Streptophyta, Magnoliopsida, Myrtales, Myrtaceae.